AUGAGUGCCCAGGCACCUCGGCAGCCCCAGCCCCAGCCCAACCACUCGCACCGUCGCCAUCACGUCCCCAACAACGACGAGUAUGACAGUCGAUAUGACCUUUUUGCCGGCCUAUGGCAGGAGGCUCCCUUCGUUAGACUCCCUUCCGAUGCGCCCCCCGAGCUGAUCCCCUUUGUCCGCAACAUCGAAAACCCUCGUAGGGUCUACGCCAUCCAUCGCGCCAGCCGUCGCCACGACUUCCAGCUCCUUGUCCAACUUUACAUUCAUCAGCUGCGCGACGGGUGCGGCAACGCCACCUGUACUACAUCAACAUGCUUCACCUGCCGGAAACGCCUCGCUGGCAAAGCGCCGAUCCGACGAUACAAUCCUACGAGCGCCAGGACCCUGGCUGUCCAUCUGGCCAGCCAAGAUAAUCCAGAAAGGGGUAUUUGCCCAUCACUCCAUCGGCCGAGGGGCACUACCCCAGCAGUUAACAACUUGGUCUUCUCAAAAUGCCCUACCCCAAAGCCUGGCAGCCAGAAGCCGACCGAUGGCGAUACCCCAAAUACCAUCAGUAGGGCCAGCGACGCCCAGUCCAACAGCCGCUCCCUUUCCGGGUCGCAGGAUGGCGAGAUACGAGAUGAAGAAAUCUAUGGUGCGACUCCACAACUUGACCUCUCUGAAGAGUCGACAAAGAUCUGCAUUUCAGAGCGACCCGUCACUCGAGACUACAGGUCUUUCGCUGCUACGACGUUUGGCACUGUCGCAUUCAAGAUGAUUGAGUGGUUGACUCCAAAUUCGCUGGACGUUCUGUCUCAGAAAGUAGUCGAUCUGAAUUCUUCUGCACAACCAACACGGAAAUCAACUCCCACGCCCUCAGCCGACCCUCAGUCGCUUCCGGCUAAUGACGCACGCGACAACGACGAGGAACCUCACGGGUUGUCAGCCAAUCCCCAUAAUCCGUCGCCCAAUCACGAUACUCAUGCCGCUACAAAGUCUCGUAGUAAGAAAGAGCAGUCUACUCCUAAGCGGAACUCGAAGUCGUCUUUCCGAUCCAAGCCGACAGUCGACAUGACGCGUCGAAAGUCUAUCGAACCUGUCUGCGUUACAGCCGAGGCCGACAAUACCAGCCUUCACCGGCCGACCCGUGUGACCGGAUUCCACCCUGAUAAGCUAUCGCAAAGAACGAAAUCCCCGACUACGAUAACAUUCAAGCCAGCGUUUUUCGAGAAUGUGCCUCUUCCACCCUCCGUCGCAGAUGAGCUCACUGUCGCUUCAUCAGACGGCGAGGAGAGUACCAGGGAAGAGAAGUCCACUCCAGCGCGAUCCGCCAGUAAUCAUGAGCACAGACAGAAACCACAGUCAGCCGGCCAAAGAAAAGAAGAGGACCUCGAAGACGCAACCGCCAUAAAUUGCCCCUUGCCGCAAGCUUUAUCACGGCUUAACGUUGACAUCGUCGACUUCAUCUACAGCGUGUAUCUUGAAGAUGGAACGUCAGAAACCGACCCUCAUCUCAUAUCAGAGGCUGAAUGCAAAUCCUCGACAUCCUCGAUGAGCCUUCAGAGUCAAAUGUGUCUACAACGGACGUCUCAGAAAAGGGAUAUGGUGUGCAAAAAAUCAUGGAAGGAUUUCCACGAGCAAAGCCUCUUCAGCGUUCUCAGUGAUCCCAUUUCAUUGAUUGCGUCUUUCUCUGACCCUGAAUAUUUGUUUGAUUCGCAACGCAUGUGGUACUGCAUGGUUCGUCUCAUGCGAAUUUCGCCCAGCCUUGUUCUUCACAGCCUCUGGUUGUCGGCAGCUAGUCUAUUUGUACUUCCAGAAGAUGGCAAUCGGAAAGAAGAGAGCAAAUCACGAGCUUUAUCGCCAUAUCAAGCUGAAUGCGUCAUCACGAUAUGCCUUCACGCGUUAGCUGCAUUCGUUCCGGCCGUGACGGACACCACAACAAUGCUCAAACUCUCUCUUCUUCGCUCCAAAGGCAUCGCGUUCGCUGCUGCUGCAGAAGACCAAUGCGCAUCUGAUCAUUGCUUGCAAUAUGACGAUGUCUUUUCGAACAGUCUUGCCUUACGGUUAGCGCGUCGCAUUUUUCUCGCCUUCACCAUUCGCCGGAAGCAUGGCGAGUUUGCAAUGGGCCUUUUAUUGAGCCAACUUGAUGCAGGAAAUCACGGCCGAAAGAGCGCCUUGCGUGACGCAAGAGCCCCGGCUUUACUGCUUGACUGGGCUCGUGCCGUGUUGCUGCACGAAUGGGAUGGCAAUGCUCACUUCUGCAAGGAUAGCGCCUUUUAUGGCGCUCUGUUAUUCAUCGAAGCUUCCUAUCUAGACCAAGAAAACAUUCUUCUUACCGGAGGGUCUGCAUUCCAAGUGCAAUACUUCUCCAAAUGCCUGGAUAUUAUGCGUGUGCCGGUACAAUGGGUGACCACAGACUCAACAGACGACGUGGGCAACAUUCUCGAUCAUCCUUUCCUGUUCAACAGCAAAGACCUCGUCACAUACUUUCGAUCCAUUAACUUUUCGUCUAUGAGUCGCUCAUUCGAGGAGGCUAGUUCUCUGAAACGGCGCAUGAGCGCGAUUGUUGAUCCUGGCAGCCUUAUAACAAAUCCGCACCAUAAAGUUGUAUUAAAGGACAUGCUCCGGACAGCAGCUUCAAGGUACCUAGUUCUGGAUAUUGGCCGAGCAACUGUUCUCCGCGAUGCAUUUGAUCAGCUAUGGAGACGUCAGAGGCGAGAGCUACUCCGUCCUCUCAAAAUUCACCUCGGCGAGGAUACUGGCGAGCAAGGCUUUGACUCUGGUGGGGUGCAGCAGGAAUUCUUCCGCCUUGCUAUCGCAGAGUGCCUGGAUCCCGUAUACGGAGCUUUUACGGUGGAUGACAGGAGUCACAUGGCAUGGUUCAAGCCUCAGUCUACUGUCGAGGACUGGAAGUUUGAAUUGAUGGGCGUGCUGCUGUCGCUUGCCGUGUACAACGGUGUGACACUGCCUGUAAACUUUCCCACAGCAUUUUAUCGAAGGUUGCUUAAGGAGCCAGUGGAUGAAAUCAAGCACAUUGAGGACGGGUGGCCGGCACUCGCAAGCGGCCUCACUCAACUGUUGGAGUGGGAUGAGUCCAAAGGACUAAUCAUGGAUAUCUUUGCGAGAACCUAUGAAUUCACCAUGCCGGGAAUAGGCAAAGAACUUACCAUACACAUGCUCGAUGACAAGCAGAAGGAGGAGCCCGGCUCCCCCAUCAGCAUCGAUGCAGAUGUGCCCGAAGCGGAGUACGUCACGGUCGAAAAUCGGGACGAUUACGUCAAAGACUACAUUUCCUACCUCACCGACGUUUCUGUGCGCCCGCAGCUUGAGAGCUUUCGCCGAGGCUUCUUGGCCUGUUUGUCGGAGAAGGCGCUGACGCUGUUGACGCCGGAGCUCCUGCAGUCCAUUGUGGAGGGCGAGCGGAACAUUGACAUCGCAGGCUUGCGGCGAUGCACACGCUACGUUGGCUGGGACGCGUCACACCAGACCAUACGCGACUUUUGGUCCAUUGUUAAACGCUACGACAACCAGAUGAAGCGCAAGCUGCUCCAAUUCGUCACAGCCUCGGAUCGGGUCCCGGUCAGCGGUAUCGAGAAUAUUCAGUUCACCAUCCAGAAGAACGGCGAAAGUGCCAAAGACGGCCGCCUGCCAACAGCAUAUACCUGCUACGGCAAUCUCCUGCUCCCCGAGUUUCAAGACAAGGAGGUGUUGCGCGAGCGGCUCGCCAUGGCACUAGAGAAUGCGCAGGGCUUUGGCUUCGCGUAG
Cordyceps fumosorosea ARSEF 2679 is the source of this 3744-nucleotide messenger RNA. RefSeq names its product HECT domain protein. The transcript is spliced from 2 exons. Gene Ontology annotation, molecular function: ubiquitin-protein transferase activity. Lineage: Eukaryota; Fungi; Ascomycota; Sordariomycetes; Hypocreales; Cordycipitaceae. The record is from RefSeq and is a predicted model, not a curated record. Bases 1 to 3744 code for a protein of 1247 amino acids.